This is a messenger RNA of Yamadazyma tenuis ATCC 10573, 2278 nucleotides long. RefSeq names its product putative phosphatidate cytidylyltransferase (gene PTH1). The record is from RefSeq and is a predicted model, not a curated record. Gene Ontology annotation, cellular component: mitochondrion. Gene Ontology annotation, biological process: CDP-diacylglycerol biosynthetic process; cardiolipin biosynthetic process. Gene Ontology annotation, molecular function: phosphatidate cytidylyltransferase activity. Lineage: Eukaryota; Fungi; Ascomycota; Pichiomycetes; Serinales; Debaryomycetaceae.
AACCUUCAGGUUACAGCAGAAUGAGACAAAUGGUACGACGGGCUGUGUGGACGUCGGGUAGGGCCGUACAGCGAGGAAUGGAGACGGCGACGGUGGCACGACUCGCUAGUGGUGGCUACGAUGAGGCCCGGCUCAUCUGCAAAACAAUUGCCAGUACUUCUCGCGGCCUCAGUGACAAAGCUGACCAUGACACAUCUUGUAAGUCAGGCACGCUUACGGGCUUGGUAAACCAUUUUGAUGGGACCAGCACCUCCAUAGGGUACGGCUCUGGCGUGUUUGAGCAGGCGGGCUACGGCAGUGGCUCCAGGCCGCAGAUCGACCUAGUUCACGUGGUGGAUUCCACCAGUGCAUUCCACCGCCAAAACCUUAAUAAGUAUCCACACCACUACUCAGCCUUAAAAUACCUUGGUGUGCGUGCCAUUGACUGGGUGCAGCUGUGGGGGCCCGGGCUCUACUUUAUGCCAUUUGUGCACAUGGAUGGUCACGUGAUCAAAUACGGUAUUGUGAGUGAAUCGACCGCCAUUCAAGAUAUCGUUGAGUGGCGGAAUAUGUUCCUUGCGGGACGGCUCCAAAAGCCGGUACGCUUCAUUGGCGGUGACGGAACCCUUGCCAAGCUAAAUGAGUAUAAUCUCCACAGUGCGAUGGUGGUUGCGGUGUUAUUACUCAACACCUCCAACUUCACCAAAACCGCACUUUACGAGACCAUUACCCUGUUGUCAUACUUAGGCGAUCCGCGGAUGUCGGUGGGAGGAGAAAACCCCAACAAGGUAAGAAAUAUUGUCAGCAAACAAUAUGAUAGGUUUGACCGGAUUUAUGGACCGGUUUUGAACGGUUUGAAAUCCAGACAGUUGCUACAGAUCGACGAACCAGCGGGCCAGAUCCGCGUCACAAUUGGAUCCCAUUCCCGUCAUGAGCUCCUUUUACAAUUGCCCAAACAUUUUCGGCUGGUUUUGCAAAGCAACAGUGGCCAAACACUUGCCCAACUUGCACAAUCUCCGCAACUUCAACAUCAAAUGGCACAGGCGUUACGCAAAACUGUGUCAUACCCCGCGGUGGUACAAAGCGCCAAAGGCCUUAUCACUGCAGGCAUCUACAAGAGCAUUUCGUAUCUUAUCCAAAAGCGGAUUAAAUACUUACGAGGGUGAAUUUGGAGUUGACACCAAACUGACAGCUUAAUAAAACAAAGUGUUUCAGGCGCGUGUAGCGAGGCGGUGAGUUUAUUAGCCGGUGUGCUUGACCUAGAGGUAGGAAGAACAAAAAUAAUAUAUCGGGGCUGAACAUCUAUAAGCAGGUCGAAGAUCUUUCUGCAUAGGCUGAAUAGGGAAUGCUCGCACCCAGAUAUUUUAAAGUUGCUCACUGAUUGGGGAAUACGGUUAGUAGCCUACAAGUUUAUUGCGAAGAUCCCAGUUGCUGGAGGCUCGGUCAGGGCGAGCAUCAAAAUAACCAAAAUUUAGCCAGAUCGCCGUGGCAAGGCUUGCAAACCAUAGCUAGUUAUUAGUCUCAUUUGCCGCCGCGGGCCAACAUCUUUUUAAAACCGAUGAGAACAAUACCCAAAAAUGCGGCGCUUGAUAAUGGAUGGAGCAAAUCGAAAACAAAGUGUGGUUUCACUGCAUAGGAGAUCCCCAGUUCUUUAUUCAUAUGUUGUAUUUAUUAGAUUAUGCAUCUUUGUUGCUUAUGCAUGCAGUAAAAGAGAAAAAAUAAAUCGACCGGGACCUCGGAUCGGGCUUCAAACGCGCCCAGUGUCUGGUCUGGUAGAUAGCACAUUAUACAUUAUUCAAUUCAUUAAUCACUAAUACCUAUUUACUCAGAAAACCCUUAUCAAGGAUCUUUAAUGUUUCAUUAUCACCAAUACGAGUGGUGGGAGAUUUCUUCCCUCCAGCUACCGUAGAAGCAUAUAUCCCCCCCACGACUUCUGGAGCCUUAGAGCGAGGAAUCGCUGGGAAUCUGUCGAGAUGUGAAUGUUGAUAGGCCUCUGGCACCGAGGCAUCCACCGUGUUCCCGGUGGAAUAAAAAUACCCGGGAUAGACCGAGUAUUGAUAGUAUGGCAGCUGUGGGGGGAGAUACUGGCCCUGUUGGGUAGGAUAGUGGUAUUGUUGAGGCUGAUGGGCUUGAAACAGUGGGUGCGGGUGCGGUUCGGCCACCGUUACCGGCAGACCUUGUACCAGUGAACGCAUGGUCCGCAAACCCAUAAGAGACUGGUACGGUAUGUUGGACACGCUGGGUGAGUGGUUCACUGGGAGCUGUGUGGGCGUAGGACCCGAAAUCGAUGAAGGUGCUG